AUGGCUCCUUCAGCACGUACGGUCCACACAACCGCGUCCGCUCCUUGCUCUGAGAACGCACAGAUACUCCUCCUCAGGACGACAUUCCUGGCCCCGAUCCUGAGCGAAGGAGAAGCAAGGCGCACGCGCUGCCCUCGGGGCUCCUGGGUCCCGCCUCGAGGACACCCAGACUUGUUGCUCCGGCGGCGGGAACUCACCAUUACGGACCGCGUGCGGCGCGCCCUGCCCACGAGGAGGACGGCCUGUGCUCGGAGCCGGCGUCCCGGGCCCGUCGUCCCGCGGCGGCCCUGCGAGCCGGUGCGCCUCGCGGGGCCGGGCCUGGAGCGGGCGGCGGUCCUACAAAACCCGCGCCCCGAGAGCGGGGACCGGAAGCGCCCGCGGUCCGCCCUUCCGCCUCCAGAACGCUGGCGCCAGGCCUGGGGCGCCUGCUGGGGGGGUGGCCCGGUUGACCCCGGGGGAGCGUCUCGCCACCUCCCGCCCUGCGUCUUCGCCUCCCAAAGGGGCGAGCGCAGCCCCCACCCCGAGCCCGCGCCCCCCCCCCCUCCCCCCGCCGGGCCUAGCUCGAGGAGAGGAGCCCGAGUCCCGGUGGCCCGACCCUGCCGCGUGCGCGACCCGGGCCGGGGCCGGGGGGUCAGGCCAGGGCACACGCUCGAGGGCCCCCGUGGGCCGGGCCCACUCCCCUCCCUUCCCCGCACCCCCGCGGCCUCCCCGCUCCCGCUGGCUCCAGGAAUCAAUAGUGACCGCUGA
Prionailurus viverrinus (fishing cat) is the source of this 747-nucleotide messenger RNA. Its product is annotated as proline-rich protein 2-like. NCBI's taxonomy places the organism in Eukaryota, Metazoa, Chordata, Mammalia, Carnivora, Felidae. The record is from RefSeq and is a predicted model, not a curated record. The transcript has a single exon. The coding region runs from base 1 to 747 and encodes 248 amino acids.